This is a messenger RNA of Populus nigra (black poplar), 1440 nucleotides long. Its product is annotated as guard cell S-type anion channel SLAC1. Gene Ontology annotation, cellular component: membrane. Gene Ontology annotation, biological process: transmembrane transport; stomatal closure; intracellular monoatomic ion homeostasis. The record is from RefSeq and is a predicted model, not a curated record. Gene Ontology annotation, molecular function: voltage-gated monoatomic anion channel activity. NCBI's taxonomy places the organism in Eukaryota, Viridiplantae, Streptophyta, Magnoliopsida, Malpighiales, Salicaceae.
AUGGCCCGGCAAGGGCGGCAAUGGCACCAUAAAAUUCUUGAAUUUGCAGCAAUUGGCAACAACAAUAUUGCCAAAGAAACCAAGGCUAAAGAUGAGAGGAGGGUUCUUCCAAGAAGUGGACGUAGUUUUGGUGGAUUUGAUUCGGCUAGUAGGGUUAAUGGGGAAGCAAGGAAAGGGGAUUUUAGUAUCUUCAAGCAGAUUUUUAUGCUAGGAUUACUAUUCAUUCUGAAAAAUAAAAACCUCUCUGUUUCAUGGAAGUGUCUAAGUAGUCAAGCCGUCUUAUGGCGUGCACUUGCAGCAAGUCCAGCUACCCAGUUUCCCCACAUAAUACCAUUCAUCAACCUUGCCUUCUGACUCUUAGCUCUUGCGAUCCUAAUUUAUGUUUCUUUCACCUACAUUCUCAAAUGCAUAUUCUACUUUGAAGCUGUCAAGAGAGAGUACUUUCACCCUGUCCGUGUCAACUUUUUCUUUGCUCCAUGGGUUGUGUGCAUGUUCCUGGCCAAUAGUGUACCCCCUCUGCUAGCACCUGAAAAUUUGCAUCCUGCCCUUUGGUGCGCCUUCUUGGGACCUUACUUCUUCCUUGAGCUCAAGAUCUAUGGCUAAUGGCUAUCAGGUGGAAAGAGGCAUCUUUGCAAGGUAGCUAAUCCAUCUUCUCAUCUCUCUGUAGUUGGAAAUUUUGUUAGGGCAAUUUUAGCCUCUAAAGUUGGGUGGAAGGAGGCAGCUAAGUUCUUGUGGGCAGUAGGCUUUGCACAUUACCUUGUGCUGUUCGUCACAUUGUAUCAGAGAUUGCCAACAAGCGAACCAUUGCCUAAGGAGCUCCAUCCCGUGUACUGUAUGUUCAUUGCAGCCCCAUCUCCUGCAAGCAUUGCUUGGGAAACUAUAUAUGGUGAUUUUGAUGAGCCGUCUCGGACGAGUUACUUCAUUUUGAUGGGCUGUCUGGACGUACGAAUAAACUUUUUCACAGGGUUCGGGUUUUCAGUGGCAUGGUGGUCUUAUACCUUCCUGACAACAGCAUCAGUGGCAACAAUUAAGUACGCACAGAAUGUCCCCGGUGUUCUAAGCAAGGGCCUUGCACUUGCACUUUCUUUCAUGUCAUCAACGACGGUGCUGGUAUUGCUUGUAUUCACCCUUCUGCACGCCUUUGUUUGGCACACAUUAUUUCCCAAUGAUGUUGCCAUUGCCAUAACAAAGAGAAGACUUGUCAAGGAAAAGAAACCCUUCGAGGAAGCCUGUGAUACAUGGCGAUGGACAAAGCAGGCUCUGAUCAAGCACAAUUCGGCAAACAAGGAUUUUAGUGGAGAGAAUGAUAUGGGCUUACUUCAAGCACAUUACCUUAACAUAUGUUAACGCCAAAUCUAAUAUAAUUUGUAAAGGCUUUGAUCAUUGUUCAUUAUGUCAUAUGGAUUGUGAACCAAAAAUGAAAGAACUGCAAUUUAGAAA